Messenger RNA from Eimeria maxima, 3021 nucleotides. RefSeq lists its product as hypothetical. Bases 1 to 3021 code for a protein of 1006 amino acids. The transcript is spliced from 7 exons. The record is from RefSeq and is a predicted model, not a curated record. Lineage: Eukaryota; Apicomplexa; Conoidasida; Eucoccidiorida; Eimeriidae.
AUGCUUGUUAUUGUUCGGCAGCAGCAGCUGCAACCGCGGCAGCAACAGCAGCCGCUACCGAGAGGUAGGCACCACUACUUCCUUCGGCAAGGAACGGCAGCGAUCUUGCUGCGACUGCAGCAGAAGCAGCAGAUGCAGAUGCAGAUGCAGCAGCACGUGGAGCAUCAGACUGCUGGCUGCGAUUGCCACCCUUCCGAAUGCAGCAACAUUUUGCAGCACGGGUGCUGCAGCAACAGCAGCAGCGGUAGUUGCUGCUGCUGCUGUGGCAGUACGGUUACAUUCUGCGGCGAAAGGACGUUGGAGCCUCAGCUGCAGCAGCAGCAGCAGCAGCAAUUUAUGCACCCGAAGCACCUGCCAUAUGUAGAUGCAGCAGCAGCAGAAGCUUCUUCGGAUGCUUCCCGAGCACCUGCAGCAGCAGCAGCAGUUACUGCUGCAGCACCUGCAGCAAACAGCAGCGUUCUGGCAGCACUGCAGCAGAGGGCCCACGAGCUCUCUAGCCUGGUGUCCUGGGGUGCUGCAGAGCACCACGAGCUGCUGCUGGUGCUGCUGCAGCAGCAGCAGCACUGUGAACUUCGGCUUCAGCAACAACAGCAGCAGACAGAGGCGCUGCAGCAGCAACAACGUUCUCACUUCGCGCAGCAGCAGAAACGCAUGGAGCGUGCGUACACUGCACUGCAGCACGACUUCGAGGCCAACUACAGGCUGUUUGCCGCAGCAGCAGAGCAGCAGAAGCAGCAGCAGCAACAACUGGAAGCAUCUCUAAGGGAAUCGCGGCAUCAGCUGCUGCAGAAGACGGAUGAAGCAGAGAAGCUGCGCCGCAUCAACUUGCAGCUGCAGCAGCAGGCUGCUAAGUUGGAGCAACAGCAACAACAGCAGCAGCAGGAAGUCCAAGAACUGCAGCAGAAGUUGCAACAGCAGCAAAUGCUGCUGCAGGAGCAACAAGAGCAGCAAACGGAGCUGAGACAGCGUUGGGAGCGAGAGGCGGCGCUGAAGCAGCGGGCUUUGAAGCAACUUCGAGCAACAACAGCAGCAGCAGCAACAGCAGAGCAACAGCACCAGGAAGCACUAGAGUGCAUGCAACAGCGUUACACAGCAGAAGCUGAGAGACUGGCUGCAGAUGCUACUGCAGCACGGCAGCAGCAGCGGUUGCUGCAGCAGCAGCUGGAAGAAGCACAAAAGGCAAAGCAUCCCUCAGCAGCAGCAGAGGCCGCAUGCAGCGAGUGCAAACGGAUGCAGGAGGAGCUGCAGCUGCUGCAGGAACAGCUGCAACAGCGGGAGCAGGAACUGCAGCAGCAGCAGCUGCAGCUUCAGGAGGAGACUGCUACAAGGAAGCAGGCGGAAGCUAGUCUAGAUUGUCGACAGGAGGCACUGCAACAGCAGCAAGUUUUGCUGCUGCAGCAGCAGCUGCUGAUCCAGCAGCUCGAGCAGCAGAUGCAGUCAGAACCCCAAAUGGUCAGGUGCAGCAGCAGCAUCAGCAAGGCAUCUUCAGCAACAGCUGCUGCUGCUGCUGAAGACCAGCAGCAAGACAAGAAAUAUACAACAGAGUCCUCCACUGCGCAGCACGACCAGCAGCAGCAGCAGCAGCAGGAGGCCAGCCGUAUCCUGCUGCUUCUGCUUCGGCAGAUUGAUGCCGACUCCGGAGAGCAGCAGCAGCACCAGCAGCAGCAGCAGCAUCAGCCGGAGCAGAAUGUAUUGUCACUGGCGCGUUCCGUUGACCGAAGUGUGCGGCAUAUGCUGCAGCAACGUAAAGAGCACCAGCAGCAGCUGCAGCAACAGAAACAGCUGCUGCAGCAACAGGCGCAGCAGAUUGAGCAGAAGGAGCAACUGCACGCUUCUCGUCUUGCUACUCAACGGGCAGAGCAUGACCAGGCUGUGCUGCGGCUGCAACAUGAUACAUACAGGCAGAUUGAGGCCCUAUCGAGGCAGCUUCGCAGCAAGGAACAAGAGGUAAUGCAGUCCGAUGAUCGCCUACAGUUGGCUCAGGCAGAGUUGCGGCGGUUACAACGGCAGCAACAGCAGCAGCAGCAGCAGGAAGUCUUUGCACACGAUGGAGUUGCAAAACGCAGCGGCUCAGACGCGAAACUGGAAAUGGCAUGCAGCAGCUGCAGAAGCUGCAGCAGAAGGAGAGGGUCUGCUGAUGCUGCAGCAGGAGGCACGAGAAGAAGCCGUUCUCUUCAUCAUCUACACCGCAGCAGCAGCAGCCGCAGCAGCAACAGCAGCAGCAGCCGCUGCAGCACGAGAGAAUUUAGGGAGUCGCAUCGGACCCGCCGGAACUGGAGGAAACCAGGACAGCAACAACAACAGCGACAGGAGCAGCAACAACAGCAGCAGCAGCAAGAGCAGCAGCAGCAGCAGAUAGACGAGCUCGACAGAUACCGAAAAGCCUUCAGCGCCAUGAGGCAACACGCGGAGGCCAUGCAGCAGCAGCACCAGCUGCUGUUGCAAAGCAAGGUGGACUCGGUUGCCCACCUGCAGCAGCAACUGCAGCAGUUGGAGCAGCAGCAACGGCAACAGCAGCAGCAAUCGCAGCAGGCGCUGCAACGAGCCGAAGAAGAUGCCAAAGAAGAGAGAGCAAUGCUGCUGGAUGUUUCUAACAGACUCCACUUUGCUGCUCUGCGGCGCAAACCGCCGCGUACUCCUUCGGGUGUCCAGACAGCUUCUGUAUACUCGCAGCAGGAGCAACAAGAGCAGCAGCAGCACCAGCAUCACAAUGUGCAAAACGGGACGCAGGAUCAAGGGAUCCUGGAGGUGCAGGGCAUGCAAGCAGCAGCCGUAGCAGCAGCACAAGGAGCGAAGCGGCUUCCCGAAGCCUCAUUUAAGGCGUCAUUGGCUUUGCCGCGGCGCCAACAGUCAGCAGGCUUCCGAGGACAGCAGCAGCAAAAGCAGCAGCAACAGCAACAGCAGCAGCAACAGGAACAGUGUCAACAAGAACAGCGUGAACAAGGACAGCAACAGCAACAGAAACAUCAACAGCAGCAAGAGAAGCAGCAGCAGCAGCAGCACCGGCUAAAGUCAGCCUAG